AUGUCGAGCAGCUCCGACGAAGGCGAGAUCAGGGAGAACGGAGUUGAGGAUUCCAAGGCAUCUACACUGCCUCGUGUUGAUGGAAACGGUGUUGACCGUCAGGACAGGAGGGCUAGACCCGCACGCUCCCCCGACCGGGCCGAACACCAAUCUCGACGACCCCGUUCACCUCGCGGCUACAAGAGAUCUCGCGAUGACGACGCCGACUCCUAUCGCCGAGGUGGCAGACGUGGGGGUCCCGACCCGCGACGAUUUCGCGUCCACUACGAAGAUGCGCCGUCCCCUCGCGAUAGGCAUGCCUACGAAGAUCCAGACCGUCCGGUCUCUCGAGGCACCUACGACGACCACCUAGACCGCCCCUCCAACCAACGCUUCCGCGACUCUCGAGACUACCCGUCGUCCAACUCUCGGUACGACGAUCGCGACCGCGACUAUGGCCGAUCUGAGAAGCGAACACGCACCCGAAGUCCUUCGCCGUCUCGAGGCGGCCGCAGCAAUGGAAAGGGAAGGCCCAAUCGGAACCGAUGGGAUGCCGAAGGCGCUGCCAGGUCUUAUCAAGGCCAGCAGGCUGCAUCUAUCAAGUACAGUUCCCAGACUGCCAAACAAGUACGGGAUGAUACCGCCAACCGGCGGCCUCCUGCGGCUGAAGCUAGAGAUUUUUCCAAAGACGUUGCUAAAUCUGAUCAAGCUAACACGUCAAACAGCGACUCGCCCAGCACUUCCAAGAAGACGACGGAAGAGCCAGACCAUGAUUGGGAGGAACCGAAGCCCCUUGACGAAGAAGCCGAGAUUGAGCGGCGCAGACGUCGUCGGGAGGCACUCCUCAGAAAGUCUCGUGCUUCGACCCCUCUGCUUGUUCAGGCUGUCCAAGCUAACAAGAAUGACUCGAAAUCCGAGCCUCUCUCCGUGAUCACCUCCCCACAGAGGACUCCCCAAACUCCUGUUUCGGAAUCCCUUGACAUCGCCAACGACGGCGACCUGAUCAACCAUCAUGCCAAGGCGAAAGCUGCCGAGGAAAAUGGUCCAUCGGCGGCUGACUACGAUCCGACAGUCGACAUGCGUGAGGAUGAGCGCCGCGAUGAGAUGCGCAAUGGCGUAGUUGGCCUGCACGGUGAGGAUCGUCGAGAAUCCCUAACUUCCAAUGGUCAGGACAAAGACGAGCCCAUGGAGACGACCGAAGCAAGCAAAGCAGAGGACGACGAUGACUUCGAUAUGUUUGCCGAAGAUUUCGACGAGGAGAAGCUUGCAGCACCCAAGUCAGCCCCCAAGGCCAAGGCACCCACGGAGGACCCGGUUGCGCUGCAAGGAAACAAGGCCGGCGGCAUUCUUGAGGACGACGACAAGGACGGAUAUUACAAACUUCGUCCGAGUGAGAUAGUAAACGGCCGCUACCAGAUCCAGUCCAGCCUUGGAAAGGGAAUGUUCUCGGGUGUGGCGCGCGCCACAGACAUUACUACCAGGAAGCUGGUCGCCAUCAAGAUCAUGAGGAACAACGAUGCCCUGAAAAAGGGCGGUUUCACGGAAAUCGCUAUUCUUCAGAAGCUCAACUCGGCCGACCCGGACAAUAGGAAGCAUAUCGUCAAGUUCGAGCGGUCAUUUGAACACAAGGGCCAUCUAUGUAUGGCAUUUGAGAAUCUGAGCCUGAACUUACGAGAAGUGCUGAAGAAGUUUGGCAACAAUGUUGGUAUCAACCUUGUGGCGACGAAGGCAUAUGCGCACCAGAUCUUUCUGGCCCUGGGUCACAUGCGCAAAUGCAGCAUCAUUCACGCCGACUUGAAACCCGACAAUAUCCUGGUAAAUGAACAGCGGAAUGUCCUCAAGAUUUGCGAUCUGGGAACCGCUAUUGAUCGAUCAGACGCGGCCACAGCUCACAACGAGGUUACCCCCUACCUCGUCAGUAGAUUCUAUCGAGCUCCCGAGAUCAUUCUGGGCAUGCCCUACGACUACGCCAUCGAUAUGUGGUCCAUCGGGUGUACCUUAUAUGAGCUCUACACCGGCAAGAUACUGUUCACAGGUGAUAGUAACAACCAGAUGCUACGGGCCAUCAUCGAAAUCAGGGGCAAGAUGAGCACCAAGCUCUAUCGCCGGGGCUCGCUCUGGACAAUGCAUUUCGACGAAAUGGGAAAUUUUAUUAGUCAGGAAAGAGACAAGAUCCUAGGCAAGACAACGGUCAGGAUUUUACCUGUAGUGAAACCCACUCGCGACCUCCGCACCCGCCUCAUGGCUGCCUCCAGUGGCAUGGACGAGGCAGAGGCUAGGCACCUCAAUCAUUUCUACGAUCUACUGGAUCGCUGUCUGGCUGUGAACCCCGAUAAGAGGAUCACGCCCUCGGAGGCUCUGCGUCAUCCGUUCUUUCAGGAAAAGAUUGGAACGGCCGAGAUGAGAGCCAAGAUCUGA
Molecule: messenger RNA, 2397 nt
Organism: Cryphonectria parasitica EP155
Lineage: Eukaryota; Fungi; Ascomycota; Sordariomycetes; Diaporthales; Cryphonectriaceae
Product: kinase-like protein
Exons: 6
Coding region: 1-2397 (798 amino acids)
Biological process (GO): peptidyl-serine phosphorylation; mRNA cis splicing, via spliceosome; peptidyl-threonine phosphorylation
Molecular function (GO): ATP binding; protein serine/threonine kinase activity
Source: RefSeq, a predicted model, not a curated record